This is a messenger RNA of Lepisosteus oculatus (spotted gar), 2654 nucleotides long. It is a transcript of the gene mab21l3, whose product is annotated as mab-21-like 3. Lineage: Eukaryota; Metazoa; Chordata; Actinopteri; Semionotiformes; Lepisosteidae. The record is from RefSeq and is a predicted model, not a curated record.
UACACAUCUGUGAGAAGCAAGAUUAUUUACCCAGAACAAAGCAACAAGAAUCACACAGAACUACAGUAAGCACAUAAGUGAACCAAAAUACAAGCAGAGUGUGAAAUGACAGGUUUUACAGAGGAAGACUUGGACAACUUCCUACAAAACCAGGUGGAUCUCCGACACCGUCAGGUGUCCAAGACAGUGGACGAGGUUCAGCAGAUCAUCAAGGACCUGACCUCAGAGGUGAGCACCAAGGAUGGCCGAUUUCAGAGCAUCUCCAACUCUGGUGUCCACAAUGAUAAUAUAAAGGAUCAACCUGCUCUAAUGGCCAAAUGGGCAGCUCUUCUGAGGGGAAAAUGUGCAUUCAACCCAGCCAUCCAGGUCCUCACGCCCGCCCUGUUCCUAAUCUCGGUGCCGGUCAGGGGCCUGUGUGGGUACAAGGAGCGCAGGGCCAGGCAGUGGCGGUACUACACCCUGAGCGGCUCCAGGCUGCUUUCUCCAGUGCGUGAGCCCGAGAAGCUGCACCAGUGGCUGGAGCUGGAGAACUUCUGCAGCCCCUCGCAGGAGUGGCACGACUCCAGAGUGGCCAUUGAAGGGGACAUUGUGCCUGCCAAAGUGGUGAACCUCUUCAAGGAGCUCCUGGAAGCCGCCAUCCAGAGCUGUAAUCUUGCCAGUAAAGUCACUAUUUUAGAGACUGUUGGUGCUAUGAUACGUGUUGCCGUGGAAACAUCUGAAGCGCAGGUAGAGGCGGAGCUUAUUCCAACUGUGGAGCUCAUGAACUGCUGGCCAAAAAAAGCUCGCUGGCCCAGAUUUCUCAAACGCUGGCCCUCAAAGGAAAAAGCCAGAUGCAUCAAGUCUUUUGGAUUUAACCUGAUGGCCUCUUCGAACUACCACUGGCUCCUGUCCUUCUCCAGGGCAGAGCAGGUCCUGAUGAGCAGCAUUGACGAGGAUGGCGGAUGCAGGAGGAAGUGCUACCGGGUUGUCAGGCAGCUGAAAGAGGAUGUUUGGUGCCCUGGAAGUAAACCUGUAAUUACAGCGUAUCAUCUGCAGACCCUGUUAUUUUGGUCCUGUGAGAAAUAUCCAUGUACCAAGGACUGGAGAAACUUUAAACAGAGCGUGCUUCGUCUUGUGAAGAAGCUUCAGAAAUGUGUGAGUCAGCGGUAUCUGAGGCAUUACUUCGUCCGGGGCUACAACCUGCUAAAAUACACCAACACCAAUGAGCUGGAUAUCAUGAGCAAAAAGAUCUCUGAUUUUCUUGAGAACCCUGGACUCUACAUGUACUGAUAUAAUACUUUUUACAGUUUUCUUGAAUAAGAAAAUAGAUGCAAAUAAGAACCAGGCAAAAUAAAUUAUUUUAAUGGUCAAAAACAUACUGUAUUUUACUCUCAUAUUCAAUUAGAAUUAGUGCAUAUGUCACAUGCACUGCAAGUUUGGGCUUAUUAAAGAGGUGGCUUUUAAGCAUAAGAGUGAAUAAUAGGUGAGCAGAAAGACUAAAAGCCAAGGCUUUAUUUCAUUAAUAUAUAUUGCUGAGUUUUAUGUUUAUCCUGAAUUCAUUAUUCUGUUUAAAAUGAAAUGUCCCUAAAUUACUGACACCCAGUUUAAACCUUUACAUUACAUUUGACAUCUGCACAUUAACACUGACAUUUUAUAUUAUGCAAAUGUCAUCAUGGCAAUUCUUCCAUGACCAGUUUGUUGCAUGAAUGUUAAUACAAACCUGUGUCAAAACUAAGCUCUAUUCACAGCUUUAUAUCCUUCAAAAUCUACUAUAGCAUUCAGUAACUAUUAUCUGUGACUUCCCAUGCAGAAAUAGCUGGGAGGAAUGUUGUUUCAGAGUGAUGAUAACUUCAAUACUGGCAUUGAUUCAGGUUUUAUCAUCAUGGGGAGACAGUAUUUAAGCUACACUGGAUUUUAGGAAGAGCCAGAGAUGAGAGAGAUUUGUACAGAGAAAAGGGGAUGAAACAGAGUCUCUGUAUUUUUCCAACAGUCCUUUAUAACUGGGACAAAAAGAUCAUAGGAUUCAAAGAGAUAAAAUAGAAUUGCUUUGCAUUUUCCACAGAAGGUGAUGCCAUUCACAUACCAUUACUAGAAUUAGAAUUCCUGGCAUUUCAUCAUGAAUGUCUGAGCAUUUGAAAGCUUCAUCACACAUAGUGAUUUAUUGGGCAAAUUCAAAGGUGUCAUUCAAGCAAAAUGAAACACUGAAAUAAUUAAAAUCUGAACCAGCAAAACCCUGAUAAUGGUACCAUUACCACAAUGUUUGGUCUUGUAAAAGCUGGAAUCUGGUGCAAAACAUAUUAUCAACACUGAUGUUAUGAUCACCAGAAUGUCUACUGUGCAGUUUUAUAUUACGGUUUAUGAAGAGCUUAGAGUUGUAUUAAGUAGCAUAAAGAAAUUAACAAAAAUACAGCUGUGACUGUCAUUAGUAAAUGUUUGUGUGUGAAGUAAUAUAAACACAACUGGGACCCUUCUUUGUCAUAAGAAUAGAAAAUGCUGCAAAGAGGUAAAGACUACAGUAUUUACCCCAACUUCCUAAUCUGAGGAUGUAAUUUACCCUUUUCUUCCUGAGUCAGCAUUUAUACACCUGGAUCAUUUCUUCAAGACACCCACAACCUCUUUAUUUGAAGUAGUGCUUCCUAAGUCCUAAGUCCACUCUCUAGGACCCAAAUACAGAC